Anopheles marshallii is the source of this 1983-nucleotide messenger RNA. It is a transcript of the gene Hsc70-3, whose product is annotated as endoplasmic reticulum chaperone BiP. Gene Ontology annotation, biological process: endoplasmic reticulum unfolded protein response; cellular response to unfolded protein; protein refolding. Lineage: Eukaryota; Metazoa; Arthropoda; Insecta; Diptera; Culicidae. Gene Ontology annotation, molecular function: ATP hydrolysis activity; heat shock protein binding; misfolded protein binding. The transcript has a single exon. Gene Ontology annotation, cellular component: endoplasmic reticulum lumen; membrane; endoplasmic reticulum chaperone complex. The record is from RefSeq and is a predicted model, not a curated record. Bases 1 to 1983 code for a protein of 660 amino acids.
AUGAAGUUAUUAAUUAAAUCGGCCCUAGUGGUCGUACUGGUCGUAUUGGCCUGUUCGGCGGAGGAAAAAAAAGAGAAGGACAAGGAUAUUGGCACGGUGGUCGGUAUUGAUCUCGGCACGACGUACUCCUGCGUCGGUGUGUACAAAAAUGGACGCGUAGAAAUUAUUGCCAACGAUCAGGGUAACCGUAUUACGCCGUCCUACGUGGCAUUUACCGCCGACGGCGAACGUCUGAUUGGUGAUGCCGCCAAGAACCAGCUGACGACGAACCCCGAAAAUACUGUGUUCGAUGCGAAACGUUUGAUCGGGCGUGAGUUCACCGACCAUACGGUGCAGCACGACAUUAAGCUGCUGCCGUUCAAGGUGAUUGAGAAGAACUCGAAGCCACACAUCAAGGUAUCGACAGGCCAGGGUGAUAAGGUGUUCGCGCCGGAAGAAAUCUCCGCCAUGGUGCUGGGCAAGAUGAAGGAAACGGCCGAAGCAUAUCUGGGCAAGAAGGUUACGCACGCGGUCGUCACGGUGCCGGCUUACUUUAACGAUGCGCAGCGUCAGGCUACGAAGGAUGCGGGAACGAUCGCUGGGCUGGUGGUGAUGCGUAUCAUCAACGAGCCUACGGCGGCCGCCAUUGCUUACGGAUUGGACAAGAAGGAUGGUGAAAAGAACGUGCUGGUGUUCGAUCUUGGCGGUGGUACCUUCGAUGUGUCGCUGUUGACCAUUGACAAUGGUGUGUUUGAGGUGGUGGCCACGAACGGUGACACCCAUCUGGGCGGUGAGGACUUCGAUCAGCGCGUGAUGGAUCACUUCAUCAAGAUGUACAAGAAGAAGAAGGGCAAGGAUAUUCGCAAGGACAACCGCGCGGUCCAGAAGCUGCGUCGUGAGGUGGAGAAGGCGAAGCGUGCCCUUUCGGCAAGCCACCAGGUGCGCAUUGAAAUUGAAUCGUUCUUCGAGGGUGAUGAUUUCAGCGAAACGCUCACCCGGGCGAAGUUUGAGGAGCUGAACAUGGAUCUGUUCCGGUCGACCAUGAAGCCCGUGCACAAGGUGCUGGAGGAUGCGGACAUGACGAAGAAUGAUGUCGAUGAGAUUGUGCUGGUCGGUGGAUCGACCCGUAUCCCGAAGGUGCAACAGCUGGUGAAAGAAUUCUUCAAUGGCAAGGAACCGUCCCGCGGUAUUAAUCCUGAUGAGGCUGUCGCUUACGGUGCCGCUGUACAGGCCGGCGUGCUUUCGGGCGAGCAGGAUACCGACGCGAUUGUGCUGCUGGAUGUCAACCCACUGACCAUGGGCAUUGAGACGGUGGGUGGAGUGAUGACGAAGCUGAUCCCGCGCAACACUGUCAUCCCGACGAAGAAGUCACAAAUCUUCUCGACCGCCUCGGACAAUCAACACACCGUCACGAUCCAGGUGUACGAGGGUGAGCGUCCAAUGACGAAGGAUAACCAUCUGUUGGGUAAAUUCGACCUGACCGGUAUUCCACCGGCACCGCGUGGUAUCCCACAGAUUGAAGUGUCGUUCGAAAUCGAUGCCAACGGCAUUCUGCAAGUGUCGGCCGAGGACAAGGGUACGGGCAAUCGGGAAAAGAUCGUCAUCACCAACGAUCAAAACCGGUUGACGCCGGAUGAUAUCGAUCGCAUGAUUAAGGAUGCGGAACGGUUUGCCGAUGAUGAUAAGAAGCUGAAGGAGCGUGUCGAGGCACGGAACGAGCUGGAAAGCUACGCGUACAGCCUGAAGAACCAGCUUAGCUCGAAGGAUAAGCUCGGUGCGAGCGUGUCGGACGACGAUAAGGCUAAGAUGGAGGAAGCGAUCGACGAGAAGAUCAAGUGGCUGGACGAAAAUCAGGAUACGGAGGCGGAAGAGUACAAGAAGCAGAAGAAGGAACUGGAAGACAUUGUGCAGCCAAUCAUUGCCAAGCUGUACGCCAGCAGUGGCGGUGCCCCACCACCAACGGCCGGCGGUGAAGAUGACGAUGAGUUGAAGGACGAGCUGUAA